AUGGGUCUGGCCGAGCUGAGUCACACGUACGAGAGGUCUCAGGUGGUGGACUUCACCGACCACCUGGUGGAGUCGAGCGUCUUCUACCUGUUCCCGGCGAAGAGGCUGGAGAAGCCGGUCUUCGUGGUGUUCCUCGUGUUCACGCCCCAGGUUUGGCUUAGUCUCGCCGGCAUGCUCGUCGUCAUGGGCGGCUCCCUGUACCUGUCUCACCGCCUCAGCGAGGGGCACAGGCCAGACGCCCCGUCGCUCAUCGCCUGCACCGCCCACGCCUACAGGAGCAUCGUUUAUCAGAGUACUUUAAACCCUCAAGGCAGCGCUCCCAGGCUUGUGUACAUCUCAGGCCUGGCACUCGCUCUCGUCCUCUAUGCGGUGUAUAACGGGAACCUGACGGCGUUUCUGUCCAUUCCGCGCCUGCAGACGUACCCGAGCACGUCCGAGGAAAUGCUCGAGCAGGACUUCUCGCCGGUGCUCGUCAGGGGAUACGCGCAGUACGACUUCUUUCGGAUUAUAUUUAUUGGCGUUGAAUUCCAUUUUCCAAGUACAACUCCACAUAAGUUCUCGAGGUCUCACUUGGAGUACUCUCCGCUCAAGACGUACCAGGAGCUCUUCCGGAGGGCGGAGGCUCGUGAGAACAUCUACCCCUUCGGCCGCGUGUCCCCCGAGGCCAUCCUCAGGAGGUUCCGGACGGGGAAGGAGGUGGUCAAGGAUUCUUUCUUCCGGGAAAUCUUCAACAAAAAGCUGAUGUGGCUCCGCGACAUGGGCAUCCUGAAGAAGGUUUCGCAGGACUACAACGCGAUCCACUGCGCCGCCAAGAUGAGGGUGGACGGCUCCUCGCGCCCUCUCGGCCUCGCGGACAUCCAGGGCGCCUUCCUCAUCCUGCUGGCGGGCAUCGCGCUGGCUGCCCUCUCGCUCGCCCUCGAGCUCGCCGCCGCCAGACUCAAGCUGCCCUGA
Molecule: messenger RNA, 951 nt
Organism: Penaeus chinensis
Lineage: Eukaryota; Metazoa; Arthropoda; Malacostraca; Decapoda; Penaeidae
Exons: 8
Coding region: 1-951 (316 amino acids)
Cellular component (GO): membrane
Molecular function (GO): ligand-gated monoatomic ion channel activity
Source: RefSeq, a predicted model, not a curated record